UUUAUUUCUCUCAUUUGUUUAGAAAAAAAGCUUUCAUUUUCAUCUCCAACAAUCUCGGCAUUAAGAUUUAAGCACCAUCCAAAAUUUUCCCUAUAGUUUCUGCUCAAACUUCGGUUAUAUCUUAGUAGUUAGUAAUAUUCUACAAAUCAGAAUUUUUUUCAAAUUCAUUUUAAUUUCUAAGAAUUUUAGUCAAUGCCCUUAACUUAUACUUCUAAGUCAUUACCUUUCACCUUUCUCUUUGCUUAUAAUGAAGAAAUUUUCAUGGCUUGUUUUAAACUCCACUAACAAUUAUAAACCCAUUGUUUUUCCAUGGGUUUAAACCCCUAAACCCAUCUUUCUAUCCCUAAUACUAUUGCUCUUAAGGAUAUAGUUCCUUAAACAUGCAAAAUUUUAGCAAUUUGAAAUGGGUUUUUCCAUGGAGUUUCAUUGUUCAUGUAUUUGGUUCCAUUCUCCGGUUCUUUUUGAGAUUUUUCAGUGAAAAUUUUGUUGAAAAGGGUUCUAUUUUGGAUGAUUUUUGUGAUGGGAAGAGUAUUGAAAAUGAUAAUGAAGAGAUGGAUUGUGAUCAAAUUGAGGAGAAAGAGGUAGAAACUGUGUACUAUACAAGCAAUACAAGUAAAUAUUUAUCUUCUUCUGGAAAUAGUGUAUGUGCAUUCAUCGAAGAACCUCAAAAUAUGCACUUUAGGGUUCAAGAAAUAUUCAUGAUUUCCCAAAAUAAUUCUUCUCCUAAGAAAGAUGAUACUUCUUUUGAGGUCAUUUCAGGGCAGUGUUCUGUUGAUUUUGAUAAUAACUCGUUUAAUCAUGAUCUUAGGGUUGAUUUCUGUUCUUUGGAACAUAAUGAUUGUCAUGAGUUUAGUGAAGAAAUGGGUGUAAAACAGAAUGAAACAGAUUUCUCUGAUUUUGGUCUUAGUUUGGAAGAACAAGAUGAAAAGAUUGAUCAAAAAGAUGAAAUUAUAGAGAAGAAAGAAUUUUGCGAUGAAGUUCAUUCAUCUAUAUCAAAUAGUGAUGAUUUUUGGGCUAUCAUUCAUGAAUAUGAUUGUUUCUUAGAUAAAAAUGAUGAAUUAGAUUCUUGUUUUGAUGAAAUAUUGGAUGAAACAAAUUAUGAUGAGGCAAUGGAGUUUGAAAAGGUAAAUUAUGAUCAAGAUAAUCCAAAGUCAAUAGAAGAUUCUAGAAACAAUGUAGAAGAGAAUUUGACAAAAGAUGAAAUUUCAAAUCUUGAUAUUGAUAAGGAAAGUGUGUUGGAAGACUCAAACAAUGGUGAAGAAGAUGAUCAAAUAAAGACAAGUGAUAUUAUAAUGGCACAAAGGGAAUUGAUUAGGCAAAUGAAAAAGGAAAUAAGGCAAUUGAAGGUAUGUGGGCUUCCCACUAUCUUGGAAGAAUUAGAGUCUCCAAGAAUGGAAGAAGAUUUGAGGCCAUUGAAGAUUGAUAAGAGAAUGGGACAUAAAGAUAGAAUGCAAGAGAUUCAUACCUUCUAUAGGAUGUACUUGGACAAGAUGAAGAAAUUGGAUAUUUUGAGUCAUCAAACUAUGUAUGCUAUUGAGCUUCUGCAGUUGAAAUACCAAAAAAUGACCUCAAACAAAAAAGUGAAAAUUCCAGUGAUGAAGUCUUUUGUAGCUCAAAACUUUUGGUUUAACAAGCUAAGAAAGCAUGAAUCAGAACCAGUUGAGAAAUUAAUUAGAGAUUUAGAAAGAGAGUUGGAAUUAGCUUAUGUUGGUCAGCUUUGCUUAUCAUGGGAAAUGUUGAAAUGGCAAUAUUAUAAAGCUGAAGAGCUACAAGUUCAUGAUCCUGAUGGGUUUUAUCAACACAAUCAAGUUGCUGGAGAGUUCCAGAAGUUUCAAGUGUUAUUGCAAAGAUUCACUGAGGAUGAGCCAUUUCAGCAUGCUUCUCGAGUCCCACAUUAUGUAAAGACCCGUUCUGAUCUUCCUGCCUUUCUUCAAGUUCCCCUUAUUAAAGAUGAUCCCAAGAAUGAAAGGGGAAAAAAUGGGGAAGAUGGAAUCUCAAUCAAAAUGCUUAAGGAAGUGAUAGCAUCAUCAAUGUGUUCAUAUUCAGAAUUUGUCCAUGCUGAUAAAAUUGAAGCCUGCACAUUUUUUCUGAUGGGUAUUCAUGGACUUGAUCAGGUCAUUCUCCAACAUCCUUCCGACACAGAAUUGCUUACGGAGAUUCGCUCCAUUCUUCAAAAGAAGGAGAAAAGGCUGAAGGACCUAGUAAGAGCUGGGAACUGCUUAGUGCGAAAGUUCCAGAAACAACAAGAUCAAAAACUAAGUCACGAGAUGAUCGUUGCACAGGUUGAGCUCCGGUUAGUCGCUCGAGUGUUGAGUAUGCCGAAAUUGAGUACUGAUCAACUGUUAUGGUGCCAUAAGAGAUUGUACAAGAUUGAUAUUAUUGAUAGAAAUAUAAACAUAGACUACACCUUUUUGCUGUUUCCUUGUUAAUAAUCAUGGGUUAGUAUUUUAAGUAGAUGUUGUGUAUUUGCUAAGGUAUGUUAUAGGAUCCAACACAUAUGUAAUAUGUAUAGAUAGAAUGGGAGUACUUGGCUUUGUAAAGUACCAAGGAUGUUUUAUGAAAUCCUUGGGUGUCAUUUUGCUGCUUAGAUGGUUUAGAGAUAAAUAAAGCCCAUGAUUUUUGUGCAAUAAAAUGGAUUAAAUUAAGGUCUUUUGGUA
Messenger RNA from Amaranthus tricolor (Joseph's coat), 2657 nucleotides. RefSeq lists its product as uncharacterized. The transcript has 5 exons. The record is from RefSeq and is a predicted model, not a curated record. Lineage: Eukaryota; Viridiplantae; Streptophyta; Magnoliopsida; Caryophyllales; Amaranthaceae. The coding region runs from base 381 to 2429 and encodes 682 amino acids.